Microthlaspi erraticum is the source of this 1086-nucleotide messenger RNA. The record is from the annotation of a GenBank genome assembly. Lineage: Eukaryota; Viridiplantae; Streptophyta; Magnoliopsida; Brassicales; Brassicaceae.
AUGGGCCAAAAGUUUCACGCUUUGAUGUUGCCUUUUUUCGCCUUUGGUCAUAUGACUCCGUACUUGCAUCUAGCCAACAAGUUUGCUGAGAAAGGUCAUAGGGUUACUUUCUUGCUGCCCAAGAAAGCUCAGGAAAAGUUGGAACAUCUCAAUCUGUUCCCUGACAGCAUCAUCUUUCACCCUAUCAUUGUUCCUCAUGUUGAUGGUCUCCCUGCUGGCACCGACAUCGUGACGGAUAUUCCCGUCACGUUGUGGAAGUUCUUCACCGAAGCCUUUGAUCUGACACGCGAACAGGUAGAAGCCGCAGUUCGUGCCUUGAAACCGGACCUGAUCUUGUUCGAUCUAGCUUACUGGAUUCCGGAAGUUGCAAAAGAGCAUGGAGUCAAGAAUAUGAUGUACAACAUUGUAUCAGCCAACACCAUAGCUCACGACCUUGUCCCUGGUGCUGAGCUCGGAGUUCCUCCACCUGGUUAUCCUUCGUCAAAGGUCUUGUACCGCGCACAUGAUGCUCACGCCUUGUUGUCCUUCUCCGUCUACUACAAGGCUGUUUGUUUUCGGGUCACGACAGCCAUUACGAAUUGCGAUUUCAUUGCGAAUAGGACAUGCGAAGAAAUCGAAGGUAAAUUCUGCGACUAUAUAGGGAGUCAAUACCAGAAGAAGGUUCUCUUGACAGGGCCAAUGUUUCCGGAGCCUGACAAGAGUAAACCACUUGAAGAUAAAUGGAAUCAUUGGCUGAGCGGGUUUGGACCAGGCUCUGUAGUGUACUGUGCAUUGGGAAGCCAAAUCACUCUGGAGAAAGACCAGUUCCAAGAGCUUUGUUUAGGAAUGGAGCUCACUGGUCUACCAUUUUUCGUAGCAGUCACGCCACCAAAAGGCACAAAGACGAUUCAAGAAGCGUUACCAGAAGGGUUCGAGGAGCGGGUGAAGGGACGUUACCAGAAGGGUUCUCAACACGAGAUUGCUGACCGAGGAACUCGAGGUUCCGUAGAGGUGGAAAGAGAAGAAACAGGAUGGUUCUCGAAGGAGAGCUUGAGUGUUGCUAUCACUUCUGUGAUGGACAAAGAUAGCGAGAUUGGGAAUCUGUGA